GCUAAAGAGGACACAAUGUCGGGAUCGAUACCAUUCUACCAGAAACACCACCGCCAUUACGAUCGUGGCUACCGUAGCCGGCAGGCGGAGUCUGCUAUCAGCCAAUACCAGCAGAACGCUAGUAGUUAUUCUUCUCAUAGCAGCAAAAGCACCAAGGGCAUUAGGGCUGCCACAUACAUGUCUCUAGAAGAGGGGGGGAUUAGCCCUCUGCCCAAGAGAGCCAAGCCAACCUAUCUCGCCAUGGACAAGGAGAACCAGAUCAUCGGUUAUGUGGUGCCCAUCUUCAGGGGCAGUCAUGAGUUUCAAAGUGGCCUAUCAGACACUGAGGAAGCGCGUGCUAAAGAGAGUGCUGGCUAUCUGGCACGCCGUGACCUCUUCUCUAGCGGAGUGGAGUCGGAGCGCACCGAAUACAAGUCCCGCAGAACCGUCAUGAGGGAGUCUGCCGAGCGCAUCUCCCUUAGCAAGAGGAUCCAUGAGAACGAAGAGUACCAUAAGCGUCUGAACGAGGACAGCCUGAUGCACACGCCCGAGUUUGUGACCGCGCCUCGUUCCCACACUGUUUGGGAGAACCAGUGUGUGAGGCUGCACUGUACCAUCUCAGGAUGGCCUGAACCACGCGUCGUGUGGUACAAGAACAAUGUUACCAUUGAUCCUAUGUCCAAGCCAGGAAAGUACAAAUUGGAGAGCAGCUACAAUGUCCACUCCCUGGAGAUUAACAGGUGUGAUUUUGAUGACACUGCACAAUAUCGAGUGUCAGCCAUGAACAGCAAGGGCGAGAACUCUGCUUUUGCUUCUGUUGUCGUCAAAAGAUUCAAAGGAGAAUUUGAUAAUGCUCUGCCAUCUCCCAGACUCCAAAGCAGAAAGGUCAGCUUUAAAGCACCAUGUCUGGAGUAUGGUGUGACAUUCGAGACACACAUUGUGGAGAAGUUUGGUGUGUCUUUUGGACGUGAGGGUGAGACGUUGAGUUUGGGCUGCUCUGUUAUCAUCUACCCUUCAUUGCAACGCUUCCAGCCUGAGAUCGAGUGGUACAGAGAUGAUAAACUGCUGGCGCCAUCAAAAUGGUUUCAGACGCACUGGAGCGGCGACAGAGCUACACUCACUCUCACACACCUCAACAAGGAGGAUGAGGGGCUGUACACACUUCGUGUCAUAACCAAGUCUGGCUUUGAGACACAUUCUGCAUAUGUCUUUGUCAGAGAUGCUGAUGGUGAGGUUGCUGGUGCUCCUGGUGCUCCUUUAGAUGUAUAUUGUCAGGAUGCCAAUAAGGAUUAUGUCAUCGUUACCUGGAAACAGCCUGCUGUGGACGGCGGAAGCAGCAUUUUGGGCUACUUUGUUGAUAGGUGUGAGGUUGGCACUACACACUGGGCACAAUGUAACGACACUCCUGUUAAGUUUGCACGUUUCCCUGUUACUGGUCUUGUGGAAGGACGAAGCUAUGUGUUCCGCGUGCGUGCUGUCAAUAAGGCUGGAAUGAGCCAUCCAUCCCGUGUCUCUGAACCAGUAGCCGCUAUGGACCCUGCAGACCGCACAAGAAAAGGUGCCUCUGCUCCUUGGACUGGACAAAUAAUUGUAACUGAGGAAGAACCUGUGGAGGGAGUGGUUCCUGGCAGACCAUGUGACCUCACUGUCAUUGAAGCCACUAAAAACUACGUGGUGUUGAGCUGGAAGCCCCCAGGCGAUAAAGGCCAUGAAGGGGUUAUGUAUUACGUGGAGAAGUGUGUGUCUGGCACAGACAGCUGGCAACGAGUGAACACUGAAAUCCCUGUGAAAUCUCCACGUUUUGCUCUUUUUGAUCUGGCUGAGGGCAAGUCUUACUGUUUCCGCGUUCGUUGCUGCAACUCAGCUGGCGUUGGAGAACCAUCAGAUCCGACAGAAGCCACCACAGUUGGAGACAAGCUGGAUAUCCCAUCAGCCCCUGGCCGUGUGGUGCCUACCCGCAAUACAGACACAUCUGUGGUGGUUUCAUGGGAAGGGUCACGUGAAGCUAAAGAGCUGGUGGGCUACUACAUUGAGAACAGCAUUGUGGGCAGCAAUACUUGGGAGCCAUGCAACAACAAACCAGUUAAAAGCACAAGGUUUAUCUGUCAUGGCUUGACCACAGGCGAGAGUUACAUUUUCCGAGUGAGAGCUGUCAACGCUGCUGGAAUCAGUGAAUUCUCACAAGAAUCAGAAGCCAUUGAAGUUAAAGCUGCUAUUGCUUCACCCGCUCCACCCUAUGGUAUCAAUGUGUUGGAAUGUGUGCGGGACUCGAUGGUACUAGCCUGGAAACAACCCACUUUCAUCGGUGGUGCUGACAUCACUGGUUACUUUGUUGACUACCGUGAGGUCGUCGAUGGAGUCCCGGGAAAAUGGCAUGAGGCGAACAUUAGGUCUGUCAGUGAGAGAGCUUAUAGAGUUUCAGAGCUGAAGGAAAACAUGCUGUACCAAUUCCAGGUACGUGCUGCCAACAUGGCUGGUGUGGGCAUCCCGUCUCUUCCCAGCGAGGUAUUCAAGUGUGAGGAGUGGACUAUUGCUGUACCGGGACCACCCCAUGACCUCAAAGUACAGGAGGUGCGUAAAGACUCUUUGGUCUUGCUCUGGAAACCACCUGUCUACCAGGGUCGCGAUUGUGUCAAUGGAUACUAUAUCGACAUAAAGGAGGCUGAAGCAGACUUUGAAAUGUGGAGAGGGGUCAACGAGAAAGCUAAUGAAAAGACAUUCAUGAAGAUCAAGGAUCUAAAGGAGGGUGUGUCGUAUGUUUUCCGUGUACGCGCUCAGAACAAGGCUGGUGUAGGAAAAGCAUCAGAGCCUACAGAACCGGUGGAGGCAGUGACUAAACCAGGUACUGCCGAGAUAGUUGUGACUGUUGACGAUGAUGGCGUCAUUUCACUCAAUUUUGAGUGCUCUAACCUCAAUGCUGAGUCCAAAUUUGUCUGGUCCAAGAACUACGAGGAAAUGACAGAACCUGAACGCAUGACCAUGGAGACCAAGGGUAACAAGUCCAAAGCCAUCUUUAAUACGCCUUCAGAAGAUGACCUGGGCAUCUACUCUUGCUUCGUGACACACACUGAUGGAGCGUCUGCCAGCUACACACUCUCUGAAGAAGCUCUAAAAGAACUCCUGAAGGUCAGCCAUGACCACAAAUUCCCCAUCAUCCCUCUGAAAACAGACCUGGCCGUGGAGCUGCUCGAGAAGGGAAGAGUUCGCUUCUGGUUGCAGGCUGAAAAAAUCUCUGCCAAUGGAAAAGUUGAAUACGUGUUCAAUGACAAUAUGAUCUCCCAGGGAGAGAAAUACAAGAUGAACUUUGAUAAAAAUACUGGCAUUAUUGAGAUGUUCAUGGAGUCUCUGGGAAAAGAGGACGAGGGAACAUUCACUUUCCAGCUUCAAGAUGGCAAAGCCACUAACCAGUCAAGUCUUGUGCUAAUUGGAGAUGUGUUCAAGCAGUUACAAAAGGAAUCCGAGUUCCAGAGAAAAGAAUGGCAUAGAAAGCAAGGUCCACACUUCGUGGAGUAUCUCGGUUAUGAAGUCACACCUGAGUGCUGUGUGAGACUGAAGUGUAAGGUUGGUAAUAUGAAGAAAGACUCCGUGGCCCUGUGGUAUAAGGAUGGACGAGAGGUCAAGGUCAACGAGAAACUGGAUUUCUCUGAAGGAGUAUUAACUUUGGAGAUCACCCAGAUUUCAAGAAAGGAUGCUGGUAUAUAUGAAGUAGUUUUGAAGGAUGACAGAGGCAAAGACACCUCCACCCUCAACCUUACUGACCAAGGAUUCAAAGACUUGAUGAAUCAGGUUUUCAGUGUUAUCGCAAACUCUUCGACUCAACUGAAGAUCCAGAGCACAGAGGAGGGAAUCAGGCUCUACUCCUUCGUCAACUACUACAACGACGAGCUGCACGUCACCUGGCAUCACAAGGAUGCUGCGAUCGCCUUCACCGAGCGCAUUAAGAGUGGUGUGGUGGGUGAGCAGCUGUGGCUGCAGAUCUCUGAGCCCACCGACAAAGAUAAAGGCAAAUAUGCCAUUGAGUUCUUCGAUGGGAAAGGAGGUUUGCGCAGAACUGUGGAACUGGCUGGACAAGCAUUUGACGAUGCAUAUGCUGAAUUUCAAAGACUCAAGGCUGCAGCUAUCGCAGAAAGAAAUCGUGCUCGUGUGGCAGGUGGUCUGCCUGAUGUUGUGACCAUCCAAGAGGGCAAGGCUUUGAACUUGACCUGCAAUAUCUCGGGUGACCCUGUACCAGAGGUCACUUGGCUGAAGAAUGAACGUGAGAUGGUUUCGGACGAUCACUACAUUCUGAAGUUUGAGUCUGGCAAGUUUGCCAGUUUCACCAUCAGCGGCGUCAAUACGGCUGACUCUGGAAAGUACAGCAUCCUGGUAAAGAACAAGUACGGUACGGAAAGCGGCGAUUUCACCGUAAGUGUCUUCAUCCCAGACGAGGAACACGGCAAGAAAAAAUAAAGAAAAUCAAAAUCAAUAAGAUUAAUGAAAGAUUUGAAAGGAUUCUAAAAAGAAUUAUAGCAACUUUUGACAGUAAUGCCCUAUUAUAUUGAAUAGCUCAAGGUACACUAUCAGUCAAGCGUUUGGAAUAAUUCAGAUUUUUUAAUGUUUUUGAAAUGAGUCUCUUCUGCUCACCAAGGCUGCAUUUACUUGAUCAAGGCAUACAGUAAAAAAAAUUUGAAUUAUCAUUACAAAUUUAAAGAACCUAUAUAAAUAUAUUAUAAA
Molecule: messenger RNA, 4692 nt
Organism: Pimephales promelas (fathead minnow)
Lineage: Eukaryota; Metazoa; Chordata; Actinopteri; Cypriniformes; Leuciscidae
Source: RefSeq, a predicted model, not a curated record